AUGUCAGGCCUGCGCAAUAUCGCCAAAGGGGGCUGGCAUCCGGGUGGUGGCAAGGAUAGCGGCGGUAGCAGCAGCAGCAGUGGAGGAGGCAGCGGAUGGCGCUCCAAGAUCAACGACAAAAUCCCCGGCCGCAUCAACGACAGGAUCCCAGGGAGCACGAGUAAGAGCGAGAGAGAACGCAUAGAGGCAAGGGAAAAUCAUGUAUCGCAGCCUUUGACUGCCUUGAGAGACCCUGCCUCGUUCGCACCUCCACCGAAACACGUACACUACCAUGGCCAAGCAGCAGCCAGUGGCUCCUCAAGCGCUCUUUCCACCACAUCUAGCUACUCUAGCAAUCCUGCAACCACAGCGGCCACACGUGGGCUGGGUGCUCCUCUGCCCAAGGAAAUGAUCCAGCAGCAGCAGUACGCUCAACAACAAGCAGAGCAAGAAGAAGAGGAAGCUUCUCGCCCACCACCGGGACCUUACCGCGUAGACACAACUGGCCUGUCAACUGCCAAUCUGCCCAAGCCUCCUGUGCGGCGUGUCGACACUUCCUCUCCUGCCUCUCUCUCCUCGCAACCCAGACCUCCUCCACGUCAGAUCGCUCCAUCUCCCGCCGCUCGCGCUCCCCUGCCUCCUCCUCGCUCAACUCCCACCCCUCCUACUGCCGCACCUCGCCAACAACCCGCAUUACCACCGAGACUCCCUCCGCGACAGAACUCGAAUCCCGAUCUAAACACUCCCCCACCUCCUCCUGCCUACUCGGAAGCCGUCCACGCACCUGUCCACGUAUCUGCUCCAGAUCAAGGCGCCAUGAAUCGACUUGCUCGUGCUGGUGUCAGUGUGCCAGGCUUCGACAUUGGUUCCAGGACUCCACCAGCCCCUGCUCCCUCGCAACCAUCUCAGAUGAACGAGUUACAAUCGCGCUUCUCCAGAAUGUCAUCCUCCAACUCCACGAAUGACCAACCAUCACAAUCCUCGAAUGCAGUGUCCUCACGCUUCGGAAACAUGGUUUCACGUCAAGCAAGCAACCCACAGGUUCAAUCUCGUCUCGCAGGACUGGCUUCCUCGCCCACUGUCCGAAACCACGCUGCGAACAUUGCUUCAUCACCUGCUGUUCAGAAACAAGCGGUCCAGCAUGCCGGUACCUUUGCUUCUGCAUCCGGUGCCUCUCCACAGCAGGCACAGGCUCUGCAGUCAGGCUUCUCGCGGGUCGCUGCCUCACCUACAGCCAUGAAUCUCGCUACUCAACACGCUGGUACUGUUGCUUCGGCCGCUUCGUCUUUCACCCCAAAUGCUGCUGCUGGGAAGAAGCCACCUCCUCCACCACCGAAAAAACGAGAGCUGCAGGCCGAUGCUCCGCCAGUCCCGUUGUCGAGCAAGCCUAGAUUUUGA
This is a messenger RNA of Aureobasidium namibiae CBS 147.97, 1377 nucleotides long. RefSeq lists its product as uncharacterized. The transcript has 2 exons. The record is from RefSeq and is a predicted model, not a curated record. NCBI's taxonomy places the organism in Eukaryota, Fungi, Ascomycota, Dothideomycetes, Dothideales, Saccotheciaceae. The coding region runs from base 1 to 1377 and encodes 458 amino acids.